Molecule: messenger RNA, 747 nt
Organism: Cyclocybe aegerita
Lineage: Eukaryota; Fungi; Basidiomycota; Agaricomycetes; Agaricales; Hemipholiotaceae
Source: the annotation of a GenBank genome assembly
AUGUCUUCCUUGCUUCUCAGGAGUUUCGUCGUUUGCAAACAAGACUGUGCAUCAGUAGCCUCGGAUUCAGCCACCAAGUCCACUGUGCAUAGAAGGACUGUCACCCUGUGGCGUCGACACGAGAUCGCUGCCUCGAGGACGACCUUGGAGGGAUGUCAUUUUCUAUUCCUUUCCGUACAAUCUUUUUUUUGGCACCUUGGCAGACGAUUUGCUCUUUCUUACGCCAAUUUUAGCAGACGUGUUGGUACGUACUGGUUUGGUGGCUGCGACGCCCAGAUCAGCCGGUACGAGAUAUCAGAAAAAGGACUGCCCACAUCCUCCAAUCGAAAGCCCACAAGCAUCCGAUUAACUCAACAAACUCAACUCACAAUGCAAUUCCGCACUGCUCUCGUUCCUCUCGCUCUCAGCGCCCUUGCUGCCGCCACAACGACCGUCACGGUCACCGCUCCUUCUCCUCCGGUCUCGACCCCGAUACCCGCCAGUCAAUGCAACACUGGUCCCGUUCAGUGCUGCAACUCAGUCCAAGCCGCGAACUCAGGUGGUCUCCUUAGCCCUGUGACCUUGAUCCUCGGCCUCCUUGGCUUGGUCGUUCAACCGGUCAAUGCCAUUGUCGGCCUUACCUGCAACCCCAUCAGCGUGAUCGGAAUUGGUGGCAACUCUUGCACCGCUCAGCCUGUCUGCUGCCAGAACAACAGCUUCAACGGCCUCAUCGCCAUUGGCUGCACUCCCGUCAACCUCAACCUUUAA